This is a messenger RNA of Tachyglossus aculeatus (Australian echidna), 1217 nucleotides long. RefSeq lists its product as uncharacterized. NCBI's taxonomy places the organism in Eukaryota, Metazoa, Chordata, Mammalia, Monotremata, Tachyglossidae. Bases 1 to 915 code for a protein of 304 amino acids. The transcript is spliced from 4 exons. The record is from RefSeq and is a predicted model, not a curated record.
AUGUUCGUCCCCCUCACCGCCCCGCGGCCCCGGACCCUGAAUACGUCCCGCCGCCUUGCAGCCCGCGGACGGGACCUCCCCCCGCCAUCCAGGGGCCCGGGCCCCGCCCCGGACUCUGGAUGGACGCGGGCGGAGGCGCGCGCCCGAGGGGAGGCCCGCCCGCAUGCGCAGUCCGGGGCAGCCUCGGCUUCGUUCGAGAAGGAAGUGCGGGUGCGGCCUUACACGGACGUGGCCCUGCCCUGCGCCUUCGCCUUCGUGGACGGCCCCGACGGGCUGGAGCUCUCCUGGGAGCGCGACGACAUCCGGGAGGUGUUCGAGGUGGCCGACGACGAGGAGUACUUCCGCUUCUUCCGCUCCUACGACUUCUUCGAGGUCUUCUCCAAGGUGGUGUACCGGUUCGGCGACGGCCGGGAGCAGCCGGAGGAGCAGAGCGGCCUGUACGGGGGGCGGGCGGCCGUCGACCUCGACGGCAUGGCGGAGGGCAGCCUGGCCCUGCUCCUCAGGGACGUGGAGGCGCACGACGAGGCCGUCUACACCUGUUCGGCCAGCACGCCCCACGGCAGGGGCAGGCGCAAGAUCAAACUGGUCGUGGAAGCGGCCGAAGAGCCCCCGGUGCGGUUUGAGCGGCGGGGCGAGGAGCACGUGGCCGUGUGCCUCUCCAAGGGCUGGUAUCACAUGCCCAACGUGACCUGGCUCAACCGGGCCGAGGAGGACGUCAGCAACUUCAGCAGCGUGGAGAUCCUGGAGGAGCGCAGGGACGGGGCUCACCGGGUCCUCACCGUCCUCCACCACCGCCUCGUCAAGCUCCACGAGACGUACGUCUGCCGCAUCCUGGAGACCGAUGCCAACCACCAGCCCGUCAAGUCCAUCCGCCGGAUCCCCAGGAGAAAGCACCACAUGUACGAUUACUACUAGCUGCCCCGAGACCGCUCUCGGGAACCCAGGCCCCGAGGAUCCCAGUCUACACCUACGAGGGUCCCAGGUGGUCGGCGACCCGAGUCUGGAGGAAGAGAGGGCGGAGGGCGGAUCGUCGGAAAUCCCUCAGCCACCCGCUGUCUCCACGUCUCUUGUCUUCCCGGGGCUUAGGCCUCCAUUUCCUCUCCCCUUCCCGGCGUUCCGGCCUUUAGGUUUCCUCCAUUCCCUGCCUCUCCUCUCCCUCUCCCUCCCACCGUUUCUCCGUCUCGGAACUCCGAUGCUUCGUAGGAAUGAGAUAAUAG